This is a messenger RNA of Erythranthe guttata (spotted monkey flower), 1706 nucleotides long. The record is from RefSeq and is a predicted model, not a curated record. NCBI's taxonomy places the organism in Eukaryota, Viridiplantae, Streptophyta, Magnoliopsida, Lamiales, Phrymaceae.
UUAAAACAAAUGUUUCAACAAAAUUAGUUUGCCAUGUUGUAACAAAAACAUAUAUAUCCAGACAUAAACAUGCAUAUACAUAUACAUUCACAUAUACAUACACAUAUACACAUAACCUACUAACUCACCAUUUUCUUGAUUUUUGCUAAUCCUUUUUCCUACUCAAUAAAGUUUUCAUCUUUGAUACUGCAAAAGGGUUAGGGUUUUCAUUUCUUUUAUUUAUUUAUUUGGAGGCCCCUAUGAAUCUCUGUAAUUAUGAUUUCUUGUAAGUUUAUAUGCCAACUUUUACAGUUUAUUGUUUUCUUUAUUUCAGGUACAAACACAGAUCCACAAAGUACAACAGACAAAAGAAAAACAAAGAUGUAUGAACAAAGCAGUAAUUUUGAUCCAGCCAUGAAUUUACACGAAGAAGAAAGAGGAAUAAUUGGUCAAAACGACGUCGUUAAUUACCCUCACGAAAACCCUAAAAUCGCCGCCAUGGAAAUGGAGCUCCACCACCAACUCAACCUCGAAAUCGAACACUGCUUCAACAAUGGCUGCCAACAAAUCAACAACUGGCAAGUAGAACAAAUGAACGCAUCUUUCAAUCUUGAAAAUCACCAUAAUCAAAAUCAAAAUCAAAAUCAAGAUCCGAUUUUUAACACUACUCAAUACCCUACCACAACUGAUUUACUCAACAUUUUCCCUUUCCCAAAAUACCCUUCUCUCCUCUCAAACUCCUCAAUGAGUUUUUCAACCCAUAAUAAAAAUUCGAGCAACAACAAUUUCUUGGCUUCACUUGGGCUUAUGGGUGAGAUAAACCCUAAUGCAGGCGGCGACGGAACUUCCGCCUCGGGGAGCGUGAUUUACGACCCGUUAUUGCCGUUGAAUCUGCCCCCGCAGCCCCCUUCGUUGAGGGAUUUGUUCCACUCUUUGCCGAAUAAUUAUGCGAAGAAUGGUGGGUGUAGCUUGUUUGGCAAUGUGGAUGAGAGGGAUAAUAAUAACAAUCAUGGAAAUGUGGGAUUGAUGUAUCAAAAUGAUAACGGAGUUUUCGAGUUUACGGCCACCGGAGAAAUCGACUGCGUCGGCAAAAAUCGAGAUGGGAAAGAUAUCAAACACUUUGCCACUGAAAAACACAGAAGGGUUCAGUUCAAAGGCAAAUUUGAUGACUUGAGGAAAUUGGUUCCAAAUCCCACCAAGAAUGAUAGAGCUUCGAUAGUUCAAGACGCGAUCGACUAUAUAAACGAGCUGAAGAGAUCAGUGGCGGAGCUGCAACUGCUUGUGGAGAAGAAGAGGUGCAGUAGAGAGAGAAUGAAGAGGCCUAAGAUGGAAAACAACGAAAACGAAAACGAAUCGAAUUCCCUCGGUAAUUUGGAGAGCGGUUCGUCGCUAAGGAGCUCUUGGCUGCAACGGAAAUCGAAGAACACUGAGGUCGACGUGAGAAUCGUGGACGACGAAGUUACGGUGAAGCUCGUGCAGCAAAAGAGAAUCAAUUGUUUGCUUUACGUGUCGAAAGUUCUUGAUGAACUUCAAUUGGAUCUUCACCAUGUUGCUGGAGGGCUUAUUGGGGAUUAUUACAGCUUCCUAUUUAACUCCAAGAUUUGUGAAGGUUCAAUUGUGUAUGCAAGUGCAGUGGCAAACAAGCUGAUUGAAGUUGUGGAUAAACAGUAUGCUGCAAUUCCACCAUCUAGUAGCUAUUAGAAAAUCUUGGAGGCCCUUUUAAUUUC